Messenger RNA from Alligator mississippiensis (American alligator), 1186 nucleotides. RefSeq names its product epidermal differentiation-specific protein. Lineage: Eukaryota; Metazoa; Chordata; Crocodylia; Alligatoridae. The transcript has 3 exons. Gene Ontology annotation, molecular function: structural constituent of eye lens. Gene Ontology annotation, biological process: visual perception; lens development in camera-type eye. Bases 92 to 1186 code for a protein of 364 amino acids. The record is from RefSeq and is a predicted model, not a curated record.
GCUGCCGGCACCUGGGAAGUUCGCUGCAGCUGGGCCACACGGGUGAGGCGCGACCCCGUCCAGAGCUGGUUCCUGCUGCCCCAGCACAGACAUGCUGCCAGGCGCCGAGAUGGAGGUGGCCCCGGCAGAGCCCAGCGCCAACCGGAUCGUGGUGUACGAGCGCCCCGGCUUCGAGGGGCUGCAGCGGGAGUUCACGUGCGACGUGCCCGACCUGCACGAGCUGGACUUCGGGGACUGCAUCAGCUCCCUGCGCGUGGUGGGGCAGCCCUGGGUGGCCUACACGGGCCCCAAGUACGAGGGCGACGCCUUCCCCUUUGAGGAGGGCGAGUACGCGGAGGUGGAGCCGCGCGGCAGCUUCUCCUCGCUGCGCCUCGUGCACCACGACCUGGACGAGCCGCAGAUCACGCUGUACGAGGACGCCGGCUUCGCGGGCCGCAGCAAGGUGGUGACGGAGGAGACCAACCUGGCCUACGGCUACUUUGACGACCGCGUGUCCUCGCAUGAGGUGCAGCGCGGCGUGUGGCUGCUCUACCAGGACCCAGGCCGCGGCGGCCAGCGGUACAUCGCCUGGCCCGGCGAGCGCCUGGCCGACUACCGGCCCGGCCUGCGCUUGCAAGACCGCCUCUCGCACCUGCGGCCGCUGCGGCCCGGGCGGCCCCGCAUCACGGCCCGCCUGCUCUGGGACCAGAAGCGCGUGGAGGAGGAGCGCGAGGUGCUGCUGGACGAGAUGGUGGCGGUGAACGAGACGGAGACGGAGCAGGCGCUGAGCAGCGGCAGCAGCCGGGAGUACAGCACGGUCACGGCGCAGAGCUUCCACUUCAGCGCCGCCACCCGCCUGCGCGCCGGCCUGGCCUUCACGCUGGCCCUGGAGGCGGCCGCCGAGUUCCGCGUGGAGAAGGGCCGCAGCGAGAGCCGCACUCUGCGCGAGCGGGCCGAGGUGCUGCUGCCCGCCAAGGUGCCGCCGCGCACCCGCCUGGCCGUGCAGGUGGUGCGGCGCGAGGCGGCCGUGGUCGUGCCCGUGGAGCUCACGCUGCUGCAGAACGAGCGCGUCCGCACCGAGCGCGGCGAGUACCGCUGCCGCUCCGCCGCCAGCCUCUGCGCCCGCUACACCAUGACCCCCAUCGCCGACCCCGCCCCGGACCGGCGUGGUCCCGCGGCCCCGGCCCCGGCCCCGCGGGUGCCGUGA